UUUGUCCUGUUGUCUCUUGGAAUUUGAAAUUUGACGCCGGCCGGCUGGUCAUAAAACUAUCAUUUCUUCAUUGGCACAUCUUGGAUGUCCCAUCGCGACCUUCUUCGUUUUUUUCCUAAAUUUAUUUCUAAUAGAAGCUUUCUUGAAAAGUAAUAUAGUUUUUAUGCGGACAGAGUCACGGACGGUCGAAAACGCCUGUUUCAUGACGAUGAAACAAUUUAUGAAAUAUUUUUGUCGCUUUUGAAUGAUAUUUGGAUCAGAAACGUGGAGCCGGGAUUAGUGUAAGGAGUCGCUACUUUCCGGCUUUUUUUUCCCCUUCCAGGAAUUCACUGACACGAUGGGAUGAUUCAGAGCGGUGAUGCGGCAUCCUUUCUACCACUUAUCGAACUUUGGAAUCCCCAAAAGCUUAAGAUGCUCAUCACUGCGUGCCACUGAAUCGAUCAAUAAACGCGGGCAUGGGCGCAGGCGGACGCAUGACGGUCCAGGAGCAGGAGGAGGCAACCCUCCGCUCCGGUGCCGGUGACAAGCCCCUCCACCGUGCCCCCAUCGAAAAGCCACCCUUCACUCUUGGCCAAAUCAAAAAAGCCAUUCCGCCACACUGCUUCCAGCGCUCCGUCCUCCGCUCCUUCUCCUACGUCGUGUACGACCUGAUCCUCUCAGGAACCUUUCUCUACUUCGCCCUCGCCGUCGUUCCCCAGCUCCCGACUGCGCUCGCCGUCUUCUCGUGGCCGUUGUACUGGGCCGCCCAGGGCUGCGUGCUUACGGGCGUCUGGGUCAUCGCCCACGAGUGCGGCCACCAUGCUUUCUCCGACUACUCCCUCCUCGACGACGUCGUCGGCCUUGUCCUCCACUCCGCCCUCCUGGUCCCCUAUUUCUCCUGGAAGUACAGCCACCGCCGCCAUCACUCCAACACUGGCUCCAUGGAACGCGACGAGGUGUUCGUCCCUAAGCAGAAGACUGCCCUCCCCUUGUACGCCAAGUGCAUCAACAACCCGCCCGGCCGUCUCCUCAGCCUGGCUGUCACUCUCACCCUCGGCUGGCCGCUCUACCUGGCUUUCAACGUCUCCGGCCGAGCUUACCCCCGCUUCGCCUGCCACUUCGACCCCUACGGCCCCAUCUACUCCGACCGCGAGCGCGCGCAGAUCUUCGUCUCCGACGCCGGCCUCCUCAUCGCCGCCUUUACUAUCUUCCGCGUUGCCGCCACCUACGGCGGCUUCUGGUGGCUCGUCCGCGUCUACGGCGUGCCGCUCCUCAUCGUCAACGCCUGGCUCGUCAUCAUCACCUACCUGCAGCACACUCACCCCGCGCUCCCCCACUAUGACAGCACCGAGUGGGACUGGCUCCGUGGCGCCCUCGCCACCGUCGACCGCGACUACGGCAUCCUCAACCGGGUCUUCCACAGCAUCACCGACACCCACGUCGCCCACCACCUCUUCUCCACAAUGCCCCACUACCACGCGAUGGAGGCGACCAAGGCCAUCAAGCCGGUGUUGGGCGAGUACUACCAGUUCGACGGCACGCCUCUGCUGAAGGCGAUGUGGAGGGAGGCGCGGGAGUGCAUUUACGUCGAGGCCGACGCCGGCAAGCGGAAGGGCGUCUUCUGGUACCGAAAGGAAAUUUAGAAUCAAUUCAUAAAUCAAGGUCUAGUUCCUAUUAAUUUUGCGCUGUUAGUUAAUUUGGCCAGUGUUUCGUUAUCAAAUCCAUGCUCUUGUCGUCGU
Zingiber officinale is the source of this 1718-nucleotide messenger RNA. RefSeq names its product fatty acid desaturase DES2-like. The record is from RefSeq and is a predicted model, not a curated record. Lineage: Eukaryota; Viridiplantae; Streptophyta; Magnoliopsida; Zingiberales; Zingiberaceae. The transcript is spliced from 2 exons. Gene Ontology annotation, biological process: lipid metabolic process. Bases 456 to 1622 code for a protein of 388 amino acids. Gene Ontology annotation, molecular function: oxidoreductase activity, acting on paired donors, with oxidation of a pair of donors resulting in the reduction of molecular oxygen to two molecules of water.